AUGGAUUGGGUAGAGCCCGCAGAGGAGGAAAUGUACAUUUCCAACUUUCCUCCUGAAAACAUGCGUCUAAAUGUGAAGUUGUUUUCUGUCCCGCCGAAGUCUUCGCCAGAUCCACCGGAAACACACUCCAAAGUAUUCAAAUGGAAGUCGCAAAUUACCGAGGGUCGUCUUAUUUCAAGCCUCACUGAUCUAAAGACAAAUCUCAUCACUGGAAUUGAAAAUAUCACGCUGAAUCAAAACAACGCAGAAGCUAAGUUUACUGAGAAAAUGUUCAUCUAUGCGAAUUUGGCGCGAAAUCCGGACGAGCAACAAGAACUUAUUGAAAUUUUACGAAUACGAACAGAUGGAAACGGCCACUAUUGGUUCAAGCCAGAUUUGACAGGAAGCAGGCCUCCCUAUCGGAUACCGCCGUUUGCGUCUGCCAGCAUUUUUACCAACCAAGAGUGGCGAUAUAAAAUUGAAGGAAUUCAAGUCGGACCGGCACACGGUUUCCAAGAUGAAAAAUCAGUUCUACCGCCGCAAAUCACAUGGACAGACUCGCACCCGAUGGAAGGUGUCGUCAAAGUCCAUGUUUUUGGAGAGGUGCUUUCGGCUGAAGGCUUCGAGUAUCCAACUAUCUCUGUAACGAUCAGAAACUCCCUCGACUCGCAACACGUUGUCACGCAUUCAGUGUCCCCACGAGACGGAAUCAGAAAAUAUUCGUAUCCCUUCACUUUUGAGUUCUCAAUGAGAGACGGGGCUCGGUAUCCAGAGCUGUUUGUUGAAGCAGUUUCUUUCGGGUUUUUCAAUAAUCGAAGAAUCGAAGGCUAUGGUUACGGAAUGAUCCCGGAAGAGGCGGGUAAACACGAUGUUGAAAUCAAAUGCUGGAGACCGCAAAUGGGACUUCAAGACGAAUUACGCCGUUUCUUCCUCGGUGGCACAGGAGAGCUGGUGUCGCUCAAUCCAAUCGGCAUCAACCCUUAUUCUUCCUCAAACAAGUUCUCCCGCCUUGGACUCAACACGAUGACUACAGGGACGGUGAAAGUGCGUCUCCGCAUCGCCAAACACUUCCACAAAAGCUCCAAAAAGAAAUCAACCUCACGACUGCCAGCAGAAAGUUCGAAAGAAGACAUCUUGGAAAAAUUCCAAAAGGUUCGAGAUCAGAUGAUUCGCAACCGAAGAGCCGUUCCAAAACACAUUAUUUCCUCUUGA
This is a messenger RNA of Oikopleura dioica, 1191 nucleotides long. NCBI's taxonomy places the organism in Eukaryota, Metazoa, Chordata, Appendicularia, Copelata, Oikopleuridae. The record is from the annotation of a GenBank genome assembly.